AUGAUGGUUAUGUGGAUAUCUGUCAUGCUUCUAUGUGAAAUGUACCCAACACAUUCUAAGGAUUUUCAUCAACCAGAUCCAGUGAUGAUGGUCUCUGUUGGGGACAAUGUCACUCUGCGCUGUUUUUUUCUGAUAGAUCACACUGAUCCAAUUACUUGGUACAAGCAAACUUCUGGACACCAUCCACAAGCUGUUGCGAUGGUGCAGAAAUUAGCCAAAACUCCUCAUUUCUUUGACAACUUUAAAUCCUCACGUUUUAGCAUUGAGACAGACACAGAAAAAUGUCAUUUAAGGAUUUCAAAUGUCACUUCAUCGGAUGAAGCAAUGUAUUACUGUGGCUGGAGAAAGUAUGAAACUCACUUUGCUGGAGGCACAUAUUUGGCUUUGAAAGGGUCAAAAAACAACCGAUAUGAAUCCAAGGUGUCUGUUCUUCAGCAUCCUGGAUCAGAGCCUGUCCGGUCUGGAGACACAGUGACCCUGCAGUGCGCUGUGCUGUAUGAACACAGCACCACAGAUAUCAGGAUGUUCUGGUUCAGAUCUGAUUCAGGAAAAUCUGUUCCAGAAAUCCUCUACACUCAUAAUCAGUCUAAUCAUUGUGAGACUGAUUCUACACGGAGCUGCACUUUCAAACUGUUUAAGAACAUUAGCAGCCAAAUGGACACGGGCACUUACUACUGCGCUGUGGUCACCUGUGGAAAAAUUCUCUUUGGGAAUGGGACACAAAUAAAUAUGGUAAAGCCAGUGGAUCCUCUGGUGAUUAUCUUGGGUGUGUUAUUGGGCGUUUGUAUAAUUGUGAUCACUGCUCAAGCUGUUUUAAGUCAUAAAAAGGAAAGAUACUACAAUAACAAAGGUAAGCAUUUUGAUCUAAUUUACAUUGAAAAAGAACAUCCCUCGUGUCAGGACCAUGAUGCAAUGGAGUUGAGUUAUGCUGCUUUGCAUUUUAAGGAGGGAAAAAACAGAAGAGUGAGAAGGAAGGGGGAAACACCUCAAGACAGUGUGUACAGCCAAGUCAAUAACCCCCAUGAGACUGACCAUAGCGUAGAUGAGUACAGAAGUGUAUAG
This is a messenger RNA of Sinocyclocheilus anshuiensis, 1062 nucleotides long. RefSeq names its product novel immune-type receptor 13 (gene nitr13). The transcript has 6 exons. The record is from RefSeq and is a predicted model, not a curated record. NCBI's taxonomy places the organism in Eukaryota, Metazoa, Chordata, Actinopteri, Cypriniformes, Cyprinidae. The coding region runs from base 1 to 1062 and encodes 353 amino acids. Gene Ontology annotation, biological process: response to bacterium.